UGAUGCUCACCAGGCUGGAAAGGAUUACAAAACCAUUUCUUAAGAGUUUGGACUCCAACAGUCGACUGUGAGGCAGAUCAUGUACAAACUGAAGACAUCCAACACCCUGCCCUCCCCAGGAGUGUUCGAACAACAAAAAUCUAAAUUUGUAAUAACAGUAGUUAACAUGGCGGGAGGAGUUGUGAGGAGGGAGGGGUUUAAGGGCACUGACAUAUAAGAGGAGAGGCAGAGCAGCUGCAGGGAAUGUGGAGACAAUGAUAUCAGGAAAGCUUUAUGAUCUUUGUUGCUGUUGGCAUCUGUAGCGCGCCUGUAACAUUACAUCAAACUGUGCUUCAGUCUACUUGGAGGAACGCUAUCCACCCAGUGAGCAGCAGGGAGCUGAGUCCUGCUUCUACCUGAUGGACAUGGCGACGAUGUCAUCCAUUGUUUUACUACUUCACCUGUUAUGGUGUGUUAUGCUGUGUAGCAGUUUAGGAGGUGGUGCAGCCAACCACACACAGCUGAGACGCCAGAAGAGGGACUGGGUUAUCCCCACAAAGACUCUUAAGGAGAAUGUUGACUACAGUACGAAAGGCACUGUUGCCAAGAUCAGGUCAGACUGGGAUGAAAAACAGAACAUGUUCUACUUUCUGGUGGGCCACGGGGCCACUGAGGAACCAGUCAACCUGUUUGUUGUUGAUGGGACAACUGGAGAGGUGCGUGUGCGAGGAAAACUGGACCGAGAGGAGAGGGAAACUUACACUCUGACAGGAAUGGCCAGAUUUAAUAACGGCACUGUGGCUGAAGACAAAAUAGACCUGAGAUUUGAUGUGGAGGAUGAGAAUGAUAAUCCGCCUGUUUUUGUCUCUGUACCUCCAGCUAUAGUCAAUGAGUCCAGUCCAGCAGGGACUCUGGUUGCGACGGUUCAAGCUACUGAUGCUGACAAGGCCAGUACCUCCCAUUCUAAGAUCGCCUACCACAUUGAGAAACAGGAGCCAUAUCGUGGAGAACAUUUCUUCUAUAUACACGGAAAAACCGGAUCCAUCUAUGUCAAUGAGGGCACCUUAGACAGAGAGAAUCAAAGUUCCUACAUCUUAACAAUUAAAGGAACUGAUAUGGACGGAAAUCCUGCAGGCAACACAGGCACCUGUACACUUCAUGUCAAAAUAGGGGACAUCAAUGAUAACAUACCCACACUGGAAAAAGAUGAGUAUUCAGUGAGCAUUACAGAGAACACAGCAAAUGUGGAGGUCAUGAGGUUCAAAGUGCAUGAUUCUGAUGAGGAAAACACUGACAACUGGAUGGCUGUUUUUGAUAUCGUCACUGGAAAUGAAGAUGGGGUGUUCAGCAUAAAGACUGACCCCAAAACCAACGAAGGUGUUCUCAUGCUUGAGAAGCCUGUUGAUUUUGAAGAAACUCCUGAUAUCAAACUUGGAGUGGUAGUAUCCAAUGUUGCCUCACCUGUGGGGGAUGGAGGGGGUGAUGGUGGAGGAGGUGGAGGUGGAGCUAAAGGAGGUACUGCUAAAACACCCUCCAGGAAAAAGAGGCCAAAAAAACUUUACGCAGUGAAUAUCGCAGUGCUGAAUCAGCCUGAGGGGGGCACCUUUAAACCCUCAGUGAAGCCCGUCUCUAUUUCAGAGAAUCCAAAGGACAAUCCCUUAAUGGAGGUGAUUGCUGUCUUUGCAGCCACUGACACAGACACUGGGAAGCCUGCAGAAAAUGUUCGAUAUGCUAAAGGAUACGAUCCUGAUAACUGGCUGUUGAUCGACCCAGACACAGCAGAGAUCAGACUUCAAAAGGCCCCAGACAGAGAGUCACCAUUCGUGGUUAAUGGAACCUACUAUGCUGAAAUACUGAGCCUGUCGCAGGACAUACCUUCGAAGACGGCCACAGGAACAAUUGCAUUGCAGGUGGGAGAUGUAAAUGAUAACUGCCCCACACUGACCAACCGCGUUCAAUACAUCUGCUCAGACACUGAAGUGGUUAACAUCACAGCAAAGGAUGAGGAUGGAGAUCCCAACUCUGCCCCUCUCGCCUUCAGCCUUGUGGCUGAGGAGAGGAGGGGGGAGUGGAGGGUUGAACCUUUAAAUGAUACCAGUGCAUCCCUUAGGGCUUUGCGACCACUGUGGCCUGGCCAAUACCGGGUUUCCCUCAUCAUCCAGGACCAGCAGGGCCUCGCCUGUCCUGACCCCCAGCUCCUGGAACUACACGUGUGCACCUGUGAGGAGGGAGGGACCUGCAGGGUAGCGGGUACUAACGCUCAACAAGCUUUUCUCUGGGAAUCGUCAUCCACAUUUGGAGGAGUGGGACUAGGGGCAAUGAUCCUGGGACUUCUGACACUGCUUUUCUUAGGUCUCUUACUGAUAACCUGCUCAUGUGGGGCAGUGCCAGGGACCUUCUCUGAGCUUCCUAUUGACACCAUAGAACACUUGAUUGUCUAUCACACAGAGGGCCGAGGAGAGGACAAGGAUGUCCCUCUACUCAGCCCUCAAGUCCUGAUGACACCUGCUGUCAAAUCUGCUACACAGGCCAACAAAGUAUCUGCCCCCAUGGCUCUUAACAACACUUACAAAUUCAAGUUAGACAGCGAUGGCAUGGUCCAGGAGAGCAGUUAUGGACCAUCACAGGAGAGCUGGACACAGAUGUACUCCGCUGAAAUGGAGGAACAAGUUGGGCAGUAUGGAGGCAUUGAUGACAUUGCUCUCCCUGAUGUGUUCCUGCACCAGUACUACUCCCAGAAUGCGAGCUGUGCAGCAGAGAAGCAGGCAGUGAGGGAUUGUCAGUUGGACUAUGCCUAUGAGGGCCAGGGCUCCUCUGUUGGCUCAAUGGGCUCUUGUAGCCUCCUGCAGUUUGAUGAUGACCUCCAGUUCCUUGAUGACCUCGGGCCAAAGUUCAAGACCCUGGCUGACAUCUGUUCUCCUGCUAGACCUCCAACACCCCCAACACCUGAGAAUAUUGCCAUUCCACAAGUGGAUAAAGCUGACCAUAUUGUUAUGCCCUCACUGGAGACUAAACCACCCAACAUCCAUAGCAAGAUCCUUAAAGAUCACCAAAAUGUCAGCCAGUCAUCCACCAGCCUCAUGGGCUUUAACAGAACGACCACCGGCAGCAUACAUGGCCAGUCAUCACACCGCUCCGGCACCAUGGCUCAUUCAACUCCCAUCAGCGCUGUUACCACGGCUAUGCUGCCCCCUGCUGGUCAGCAGCUUCUACUGCAGCAGCAGCCUGUCUACUACACCACCACCCCUGUGCUGCAGCAGAUGCACUACUUAGUUCAGCCACAGCUUCAGAGCACAGUGCUCCUGCAGGCGCCUGUCACCAACCUGCAGGGUAUGGUUCUGCUUAAGGGACACUCAGGACACACUGAGCACAUCCUGCAUGGGGCAAACACUGCUGGGACUUCAACUCUAGGUGGAACCAGGCUAGGGAGUGUGCCAAAGGAGAUCAAGGGAGUGGGGACAUGCUCAAGGUCUGAGGGCCCAGAAGUAGUGACGGGUAUCAGGAAGAGUAGUUGGAUCAAGUCAGAGGGUGGAGCUAGGGCCGAGCAGUGUCAUGCUAACAUAGAGAUGCUACCAGCCACUCAGAACAUCACACUGAUAGAUAGACAAAUCGGUGUGGGAGCAGCAAGAUAUGAAGAAGGGCAGGUAGUGUUCACAGAGAGAGCUAAGAAGAGAAGAACUCAGUCAACAUCAGCAGAGACAGGUUAAACUGUUUGAAACAACAAACAAGCAAACAUGCCAACAAAUAACCAACAAACAAAACAAAGAAAAAAGCAAAAACAAUGCUUCAAUUAUACAGUGAGCCAAAACAAUGUCUUUACCAAAAGUCCAUUGAACAAUAUUUAUAGAGAACUCUUUUUGGCAUUUUGCAUUUUCCAAACAUGAAAUGAAAGGUGACCAAAGUCAUUGAAAGUUUGUCCACAUUUUUUUUUUCCCAAUAACAGCUUCUCUAGGCAAAGAAAAAAGAAAUAAAUUAAAAGUUGGAGCAGUCUUGUCUUUCCAACACAACAAAAUACAUUAUUUUGCAAAAUAUGCAAUGAUGAUAACUAUUCUUAAUUUUAAUUUAUCUAAGUUCUGAUUUGUUGUGGGAUUUAAUUAAAAAAUUUAAAAAAGAAUUGAACUAAAUUUCAGUAUCUAGCAUUGAUUUUGUGAAGUUAUAUAUUGAUCUCUGAUUUCUCACACUCCCAGAAACAUGAGCCAAAGUGCCAUCUGCUGUCUCACAUCUCAGACAGUUUGGGGAGUUUUCUUUAGCUGGAAUGAGUUCUGACAACAUGAACAUGUGAUUUACAAAUGACAUUGUAACAAAUGACUAUUUCCUUAACUCACUAAAUCUGUCAUGGAUUACCAAACUGUUUUCUAUUUUUAGUGCAGAUAAAGUUGCAGUGAAAUGCACAUUAUAUUAUACAUUUUUUUCUUUUUUCCUUUUUCAUUACACAUUAAAUUUCAGAUAUUUAACAACUACUGAUUAUAUCACAAGUCACAUUUUUAGAUCUUAAGAAAUAAAACACUUUGAUUAAACAUUGACUAUUGUAUGUAAGAUUAUAAGAUUUUCUUGUGUUUUAUCUCAGUUGUAUUAUACUUGUAAUAGCAACUUGCAAUUGUAUGUGUAUGCUCAAAUAAGUAUUAACUGUAAAUGAAAGUGCUUUCAGUGUGCUAUAUGACUAUAGACUAUUAGGUGAUUAAAGUGUCUGCAGGAAAUC
Messenger RNA from Thunnus maccoyii (southern bluefin tuna), 4678 nucleotides. Its product is annotated as desmoglein-2-like. The transcript is spliced from 15 exons. The record is from RefSeq and is a predicted model, not a curated record. NCBI's taxonomy places the organism in Eukaryota, Metazoa, Chordata, Actinopteri, Scombriformes, Scombridae. Gene Ontology annotation, cellular component: desmosome; plasma membrane. The coding region runs from base 399 to 3686 and encodes 1095 amino acids. Gene Ontology annotation, molecular function: calcium ion binding. Gene Ontology annotation, biological process: homophilic cell-cell adhesion.